CAGUGCACCGACCCCGUGCCGCCGCAGCAGCAGCAAGAUGGCGGCCCCCUCCGUAGGGUGACGCGUCCCCCCUCCCAGCAGGCAGCCAGUGCUGACGUUGCCGGUGAGUCCGGUCCAGGCCUCGCUCUGACACAGCCACGUCCCCCGGGCAGGUGGAGCCAAUCCGGCAAGGCCGCAGUUCCCCAGACCGAGGCCUGACCCGCAGGAGUCGGUAGCUGAGCGCACACCCACCGGCCUCUAUCCGCCCGCAGCCAGCCAUGUCUCCCCACGGCCCCAAGCUCCCGCUGCCGGCGCUCCUGCCGCUGCUGCUGCUGCAGCUGGGCCUGUGCCGGGGCCUCUACUUCCACAUCGGGGAGACGGAGAAGCGCUGCUUCAUAGAGGAGAUCCCGGAUGAGACCAUGGUUAUAGGAAACUACAAGACUCAGCUCUGGGAUAAACAGGCUGAGACCUUCUUGCCAUCUACCCCAGGUCUCGGCAUGCACGUGGAGGUGAAAGACCCAGAAGAAAAGAUCAUCCUCUCCAGGCAGUAUGGGUCCGAGGGGCGAUUUACCUUUACAUCUCACACCCCAGGAGAACACCAGAUCUGCCUCCACUCCAAUUCUACCAGAAUGUCUCUCUUUGCCGGAGGCAAGCUGAGAGUUCACUUGGACAUCCAGAUCGGAGAACACACCAACAAUUAUCCGGAGAUUGCAGCAAAGGACAAACUGACAGAACUACAGCUCCGAGUGAGACAGCUUCUGGAUCAAGUAGAGCAAAUUCAAAAAGAGCAAAACUAUCAGAGGUACCGGGAAGAAAGGUUCCGACUAACGAGCGAGAGCACUAAUCAGCGCGUCCUGUGGUGGUCUAUUACUCAGACUCUCAUCCUUAUCCUCACUGGCAUCUGGCAAAUGAGACACCUUAAGAGCUUCUUCGAGGCCAAGAAAUUAGUGUGAAAUGCCUACCUCUGUGCCCAUCUGAAUACUGUACUCCACACACAAAGAGAAACAAAAUCGUCUUUCAGUUCUAAUCCCCCCCCUGCCUCCCCUCCCCCACACCUCUACACCCCUGGCAUGUACACCACUGUAUACAGAACUUUAUUCAUAUGCCUACGUAAGGUGUAAGCAGAACAUAGAGCUGUGGGCUGAAACUCUUAAUUACUCAGGGCCCACCUCCUGUUAUCUGCGUUUCUCAUGAUUAGGACAAUCCUUUCCUGCUGGCAGACAAACAGAUGGGAACAUUAGGUGUAAUUGGGGUUUAAAUAAUACAAGAUCAGCCCUCAAUGUAAAAGAGCAAGUGAAGCAGUAAGAAAAGUUGGCUCCAACUAUCUGGAAUUAAUGUGCUAGAUUUCAUGGGCCACCUAACCCAUUGUUUCCAACCAAUGGUAUCUCUGGAGUAAUGCAGCGAAACUCUGAAGACUUUCCAUACGACUUUUUUUUUACACUGUUUCAUAAUCUCUGAAACUGCACCGCGAUUUAUUGAUACGUGGCAAGAGCUCACAUAAUGCUUACGAAGGUUUUUAAAUUAUUAUUCACUUUAUAAAUAUGUAUACAGUUUAGUAAUGGUCAAAACAGAUAGUUUAGGAGUAGGCUAAUUACAUGUACCUACUCUAUGUGGCAGAGCAUACAGUGCUUUGGGGUUUAUCUGCUUUUAGCGGUUACUUGUCUAAUACUGAUCUGAUACUUGCUGGCAGCCUAUAAUAGUUCAACUUCAUUAUAUGUAAUAACUACAUAUAAUAAUGGAUUAUUUUCAAGGAAGACCUGUAAAACAGGGCUUUGUUCCCAUUUACUGCUUCCCCUGUAUAGGGCUUAUUAAAUAAAAUUAACAUAUGCUGUAAUACAAAACAACCAAUCCGGUGAUUACUUUCAUUAGAUAAUGCUGGACUGCUAAAAGUUGGCACUUGAUUGGUUGCUGCAGUUUUUAUUAAAUAAGCCCAUGUCUGCAAUCCUCAAGUUGUCUUCUAUGUCCUUAGUCCAUUGGUUCUCAAACUGUCGCGGGACACUUGCAGGGGUGCCUUGGAUUGGUGGUCCAGGACCAAUUCAAAUUAUUUAUGGUCAAUGUAAUAGGCAAAACCAGUGCUGGUGGCUGUCAGUCAUAAACUAUGUGGACAAACAGAAGUGAAUCUUGUCCCUCACCACAUAAUUGAACCUAAGGAUGACCUAUAUAGACAAUUUACUUACUUUAAUAUUUCUUUCAAAAUUUCUGAAUAAAAAUCUUUAGGCCUAGGGGGGCCGUGAAAAAAAUUCUGAUACUCUAGGGCGCCGUGAUUCAAACAUUUUUGGGAACCACUGCCACAGUCUAUAGUCCUGAUUGUUGACGGUGUGUUAGGUUGAUAGUGGGUGUACCUCAGACACCACACAGAACUGCCUACAGUUGAACAUUUUCUAUAUUGGGCAGUGCAGUUGGUACGGAAUUCUGUCUAUAAAUUCAGUCUGUCUGAAAUCCUGUAUAUAUGAGUGGUACGUGUGAAGAACCAUAGGGGUGGUAAAAAUAUUAAUAAGCCUUUCCUCCUAACUGCUGUUCUGAGGACGACUGGCCACAGUCAGCCGGCCCAAGGUCCAGCAGGAGUAGUGAUUUGCCUGAGAGAUUAUUAGUGACUGUUUAUCCGGUGUAGAAUGGUUUUGCCAGGUUAAAAAAGCUUAAUGCUUCUGUCGGGGGGGGGGAUGAUAAACAACUGGAAGGGCUGUGGGGGUAUUACCACUAAUUCCCGUUACCCACAGUCGUGUAUUGCAGAACUCUAAUGGUUUCCAAUAGUUGGGUUUUUUUUUUUUACAGAUAAUUUCAAAAUGAAUAGUAAUGCUUUUUCCCUGUGCUUUUCUCCACUUCAGUCUCCAAAAUGAUGAUUCUAAUAUAUUUUAUUUUGUAUGUUUGGGAUUUAAAAAAGUUUUGAUUCUGUGAGUAUUUUGAAUUGUAAUAAAGGGGAAUUUUUUUUCCAUGUC
Molecule: messenger RNA, 2915 nt
Organism: Pseudophryne corroboree (corroboree frog)
Lineage: Eukaryota; Metazoa; Chordata; Amphibia; Anura; Myobatrachidae
Gene: TMED4
Product: transmembrane p24 trafficking protein 4
Exons: 5
Coding region: 258-932 (224 amino acids)
Biological process (GO): positive regulation of canonical NF-kappaB signal transduction; Golgi organization; endoplasmic reticulum to Golgi vesicle-mediated transport
Cellular component (GO): COPII-coated ER to Golgi transport vesicle; endoplasmic reticulum-Golgi intermediate compartment; endoplasmic reticulum
Source: RefSeq, a predicted model, not a curated record